This is a messenger RNA of Nerophis lumbriciformis (worm pipefish), 2415 nucleotides long. Lineage: Eukaryota; Metazoa; Chordata; Actinopteri; Syngnathiformes; Syngnathidae. The record is from RefSeq and is a predicted model, not a curated record.
AUGUGUAGCCUGGUUUUGCUAGAAAGACAAGGCCUCUGCGUUCUCCUUAUUUUAUCAUUCUGCUACGUUGGAGGAAAAUCUGAGAUUAAAAAAUCUGAACCUUCAGCAUCCACCAGCCUGCCAGGCAUCAAACCUUUCCAUGAUGAAAUUGAUCAACCGCAGGCUUUCCCCGAUGAGGAGAGGGCCAGUCUUCCUGUAUUUACAAUGGACUAUCCUCGUAUUCAAGUCCCCUUUGAAUUCACGCUGUGGGUAUUGCUGGCCUCAUUUGCCAAAAUUGGAUUCCAUAUUUACAAAAAAAUCACGAUCUGGAUCCCCGAGUCCUGCUUGCUGAUUUCCAUCGGCCUCAUUGUUGGCGCCAUCAUGCACUCCGUCAAAGAGGAACCACCAGCUGUGCUCACGUCCAACGUCUUUUUCCUCUACAUGUUGCCGCUUAUUGUCUUGGAAAGUGGCUAUUUUAUGCCCACAAGGCCCUUUUUCGAGAAUGUUGGCACAGUGCUUUGGUAUGCAGUUGUAGGAACUCUGUGGAACAGCAUUGGAAUUGGCCUCUCACUCUUUGCCAUUUGUCAGUUGGAGGUUUUUGGAGUUCAAGAUAUAAACUUGCAGGAAAAUUUGUUAUUCGCAUCCAUCAUCUCUGCUGUGGACCCUGUGGCUGUGCUUAAUGUGUUUGAUGACAUUGACGUUAAUGAGCAGACCCACAUUGUCAUAUUUGGAGAAGGACUCUUCAAUGAUGCUGUCACUGUGGUACUUUACAGCAUGUUUUCCUUUGUGGCAGAAAUGUCAGCCUUUGAAUCCACAGAUGUGUUUCUGGGGGUGGCCCGGUUCUUUUUAGUGGGGGCCGGUGGUGUCUUCUUCGGCCUGGUGUUUGGCUUUGUAGCGGCCUUCACUACACGUUUCACCCACAACGCACGACAAAUCGAACCCCUCUUUGUCUUCAUGUUCAGCUACUUGGCAUACCUGGUGGCCGAGCUGUUUGCCAUCUCAAGCAUUCUUGCGAUUGUAACAUGUGCAAUAACCAUGAAGUACUACGUUGAGGAGAAUGUGUCUCAGAGGUCAUGCACGACUAUUCGUCAUGUGGUCAAGAUGUUGGCCACUAUCUCUGAAACCCUCAUCUUUUUCUUCCUGGGGGUUGUGACCAUUACAAGCGAACAUGAGUGGAACUGGGCCUACAUCUUGUUCACGCUCUUGUUUGCUCUCCUCUGGAGAGGAAUCGGCAUCUUGGUUCUGUCCCAGAUUGUCAACCCAUUCCGGACUAUCCAUUUCACCUUCAAGGACCAGUUUGGUCUGGCCUACGGAGGCGUUCGAGGCGCCAUCUGCUUCGCUUUGGCCUUUACUCUACCUGAGACGAUUAACAGGAAGAAUUUGUUUGUCACUGCUUCCAUCGCUAUAAUUAUAUUCACAGUGUUUAUACAGGGGAUCAGUAUUCGUCCCAUUAUAGAAUAUAUUAAUAUCAGGAGGACCAACAAAGACUUGGGCACCAUCAAUGUAGAAAUACAUAACAGGGUAAUGGAGCACAUUGUUUGCGGCAUUGAGGACUUGUGUGGGCAAUGGAGUCACUAUUAUUGGAAAGACAAGUUUAAGAAGUUUAAUGAUCGUAUUUUGAGACGCAUCCUCCUUCGAGACAACAGGGCCGAAUCCAGUAUUGUGUCUCUGUACAAGAAACUUGAGCUGCAGACAGCCAUUGAUUUGCUGGACACAUCCGUGGGCGACCUGAGUGCAGCACCAUCCAUUGUGUCUCUUCAUGAUGAAAGGAAGGAUUCGUCUAAACCAAAAAAGAAUUACAUGGCCGCUGAUGUUAGGAAGAUGCAUGCCAUUCUGUCUAAGAAUAUGUACAAAAUAAGGGAAAGGACGAUGGCUUACACCAACAAAUUCAGCCAACCUGAAAAUAGCCGAGCCAGGGAGAUUCUGCUUCGUCGGCACGCGAGUCUCCGACGCAGCCUCCGAACUGCAAGUGUUCGUGAGAUGUCUGCUGAGAAUUUAUCCAAAUCCCAGAAAUACUACUCACUGCAGCCCGGAGGGGAUCCGGAGAUUGCUUUUGCUCUGAGAAGGCGGACUCCAGGCAAGUUCAUUAAGAUUAAAUUUGGAAGUUACCGGCCACAGUCCUCAUCCCGUGCCGUAAUUCCAAUGAGAAGGCUGAACACUGUCAAGGAGUCCACCCGUGCACUAGGACAGCCUGGUUCGUCUCCUGAGGUGGAUGUUCUGGAUGAGAGACAUCCCAGGGGUCCAGUUGCAGCCCCACGGAAGCACAACUUUAAGAUGGACCGGCCCUCAGGAGAGAAAGAAAAAAUUGUUGCCCCCCCCCCCUUACCGACGCCACCUGGCUGGGUUGCUGAAAACCAGAACAUCAGGGACUACGAGACAGAAGAUCCAUUACUUGGACCAUUGACACGGGGAUCUCAAAGCACAAGGAGAACAUGA